Bacillus rossius redtenbacheri is the source of this 1842-nucleotide messenger RNA. Its product is annotated as E3 ubiquitin-protein ligase sina-like. The transcript is spliced from 4 exons. NCBI's taxonomy places the organism in Eukaryota, Metazoa, Arthropoda, Insecta, Phasmatodea, Bacillidae. The record is from RefSeq and is a predicted model, not a curated record. Bases 49 to 909 code for a protein of 286 amino acids. Gene Ontology annotation, biological process: multicellular organism development; proteasome-mediated ubiquitin-dependent protein catabolic process. Gene Ontology annotation, cellular component: cytoplasm. Gene Ontology annotation, molecular function: ubiquitin conjugating enzyme binding; zinc ion binding; ubiquitin protein ligase activity.
CGCAGUGGACGUGGACGGAGAGGUUGUGGCUACUUCAUCUCGGCGCGGAUGGCCCAGCAGAGUCGCAGGAGGAGCCUGCCCAACAUGGGCGUGGUGAACGAGCCGCUGCUCAAGAUACUGCAGUGCCGCCAGUGCUCGGAGCUCAUGCAGCCGCCCAUACACCAGUGCCUGAACGGCCACAGCUUCUGUCCAGACUGCUUUUACCGCAACAAGAACUGCCCGACUUGCUGCUCAGACUUCACGGACAAACGCAACAUGGUGAUGGAGAGCCUGGUCCAGGAUGUGAAGCUGCCUUGCGACAAUGCCGCGCGUGGCUGUGUGGAGACCAUGCAUGUGAACGAGAGGGUGAAGCACCUGGGCGAAUGUAGCUUCACUUUGGGCCGCUACCAGUGCCAGGCUGGGACAGGGCACCAUGGCUUGACACGCUGUCUUUGGAGCGGCGCUUAUGAGCAGCUGCGCGAGCAUGUGGCCGAACAACACCCACACUACAUCGCCACGCACUCUAAGGGCCACGUGACCUUCCAGAGCGACAUGCUGAGCGGCGGGGGCAGCGUCACCUCGCUGGUGCAGUUCGGGCGCUGCGACCUCUUCUGGUGGCAGCGGCGCCACUCGGCGGCCGAGCGCCGCUUCUACGCCGUGCUGCAGCACGUGGACCGCCCCCCGCGCGUCAACCCCGCCUCACCCAGGUUCCGCUACGCCGUGCAGUUCCGCGCGCAGCUCGGCACGCAGGACGUGCUGUUCGCCAACUACGCGCGCAGCCACGCCGAGUCGGCCGCCAGCAUCUUCAAGGCCGGCACGUGCAUCGUGCUGGACGUGGGGCUGCUCCCGCAGCUCGUCAACAGGGAGAGCCUGUGUCGCUACCAGCUGAGCAUCGCGCGCGUCGACUCGGCCGGGCUGCCGGGCUGGUAGGCUGCCGGGCUCUGCCUCCGUCUACCAGCGCCGCUUAGCGGCCUUCGAGCCUGCAUUAAACCUUUUUUUUUGACUCGUAGUUCUGAACAUUUAUUCCAUACAUAUAAUUCUGGUGAUGAAAAUAUUCUAACACGUAAAAGUAUAUCUUUUAUGCAUUAAAAGUAUUAAAAUAUUGGAAAUUUUUUUGAUUACUGACCACUAUCAGUUUAUAUUAUUAAAAUAUUUUAUAUAUAGAAUUUAAGUGUUUCAGCACUUAUGUAUUUAGAGGUUGUGUGUGAUCCUAAAUAUGUAGGUUUUUUUUAAUAAGAUCCAAACCAAAGUAAAUUACAUCUGCAUUAGGGAUAAGGUAGCAUUAUUUAGAGUUCUAAAAUAUGUGUAAAAAUAAUUGAUAAGUUUCGAAUGCCUUGGAGCACAUAUUAAGGUUUCGGUUAAGUGUACGCAAAGUGGAUAUUUUAAAUUUUAACAGUAAUCAACUCUAUUCAUUUAUUGUACCUAUUUCUUAUGUUAACUGUGAUUUCGUAUGGUAUAAACUUGGUGAGGGUUACAGACAAAGGAAAUGUUUGUGUAACAUAUUAUCCUUAUAUUAAAAUUUCACAUUUUGUACUAAUUUGUAAAAUAAGUUAUAUGAAAAUCUUAUUAAUAAUAUCUAUAGUUUGCUUUAUUUUUUAAUCCACACUCUUAUGAAAUGAGAUUUUUUGUUAAUUUCCAAAAAUAAUGGUUUGUAUAACAGAAAAACACUUGGUUUAUUGUACAAAAAAUUUACCAUACACUCAAUUUAUAUUUAUAAUUUACUUACAAAUAUAUUUGUAGUAUCUUUAAUAUUUUAAGUGUAUUAAAAGUUAUACAUAAAAUUGUUACUUGCAAAUAACACAAAAUGGUUAAUAGAUUGUUAAAACUGUAAGGACCUGAAGAGGAAAUUAUAAUUUUCUCCAA